GGAUAAAUCAGAAAGUCCACGAGGUCAGAUUUUUUUAAAAAACUUCAUAGAGGGUAUGUCCCUAAAUUUUUCACUGCUAAGUCCUUCACCAGAGUUCAUACCCGGGACUGCGGAGUCUCCCAAAGAGGAAGAAGGCCGGGGGGAUCGAGGGUCCGUCUCCAUCUCCGUCAAAUGGCACCGAAGCCUAUAUCGAGUCCAGUACCCGUCGCGUGGUAUCCGUCGCUGGCCGUGCUGAUGCUUUCCAUCGGUCUCGUCGUCACCGCUUCCUUCUUCAUCUACGAAGCUACUUCAUCCAGACGGAACCGUAGUCUAUCAAAGGAGAUCACGACUGGAGCCGUGGCAUCUGUUUUCUUGGGUUUUGGAUCUCUGUUCUUGCUCCUUGCAACUGGUGUCUAUGUUUAAUCUUAGAAUUGCCCAAAAAAUAUUUUGAUUAUUCAUCAUACUAGUUGUGCCAAUGCGUGCUAUAUGGAACUUGGAACUCCCUUGUGGACCCGGACCUGAAAUGCAGGACGCUGCAGCACUGGUGAAUCGGGAUUUUUGUUUCAAUAUUUAGACCUAUGGUAGGUGUAGUAUUUUGCUGCAUGAUUUGAUACUCCUGUUGUAUUUUGUUACCUUAUAACGUGGCGGUGUGAUGAGUACGUAGCAAAAGCUAUAUGGCGUAGAAAGAUGAUUUUCUCCAGUGAUUCUCAAGCUCGCUCACCCAAAUGAACCGAAAGAAUUUUGAUUUUUGAUGAAGUUCAGACCCAUUAACUAG
Molecule: messenger RNA, 754 nt
Organism: Elaeis guineensis (African oil palm)
Lineage: Eukaryota; Viridiplantae; Streptophyta; Magnoliopsida; Arecales; Arecaceae
Cellular component (GO): oligosaccharyltransferase complex
Source: RefSeq, a predicted model, not a curated record